ACAUAAGAAUACGGAGCAGGAAGCGAUCCUUGUCCACUUCAUGGAGUCGCCUAAAGACAUCGCUCGAGGCUUUGUUAAGGGUGACAAAGUAAAAGUUGAUGCCCUAUGGAAAGAGGUGGUGACAGAAUUAAAUCUGCAUGGUCCACCACAGAAAGAUAUUUCUGGUUGGAAAAAUGUUUGGAUGGAUUGGAAGGCCUUCAUAAGGAAAAAAGUUGCACAUAUAUAUACCGUGGUGGAAGGUAUUCCCAGCACAGCAGACUUUGGUGUCCCUUCUGAAAAUUGCGAUGUGCCUUCAGAGAUUUCCAGCGAUGAUGACAACCUCCCAUCUACAAGCAGUUCUGCUCGAUUCCGAAGACGUGAGCCUAUGGUAACCGACCACUUAAGGAAUAAUAUCGGUGAGCAGACAGGUGCCUUGAAAAGUAUUGUAGAUGAGUUGCAAGAAAAUAUUGGGGCCACAAAGGAAAUUAACACUAGCAUUCAAUGCCUUUGUGAAAGAGUAAAAGAUUUGAUUGAGGAGAACAAAAGACACCAUUUCGAAAUGGAGCGGCUGCGACAAGAAGAAAAUGAAAUGAAAUAUAAAGAGUGUUGGCGGAGCUGAAAAUGUAUUUUAAAUACCAGUGCAAACCAAACAGUAAUUAACUCCAUAAUUUCCUCUUUUAUAGUUUUUUUAAAAGUAUAAACACAGCGAUGUUUUUUUACAAUAAUAACUUAC
Bactrocera neohumeralis is the source of this 712-nucleotide messenger RNA. RefSeq lists its product as uncharacterized. The transcript is spliced from 2 exons. NCBI's taxonomy places the organism in Eukaryota, Metazoa, Arthropoda, Insecta, Diptera, Tephritidae. The record is from RefSeq and is a predicted model, not a curated record. Bases 41 to 598 code for a protein of 185 amino acids.